AUGAACGAAAUCACUCAGUUGGUCGAUGAUAUUUCGGGUAAUCUCGGACCCCAAAGUGCAUGCUGGCUUCCUGAGUUAAUUGAGUCUGCGGCUAAUUUGCUGGCCUCAAGAUCCUCCCAAGUAACCUCGUUGUCAAUUUCUCGAGUCCUUAACCGCGCAGUCAUCUUGAGUUUCGAGGCCUACCCAAGAUUCUCCUUCCGAUUGGCUGAACACAUCGGCUACUCAAUAUUCAACAUGAUUGAUAACUUCGCUAAUGCUUCUGUCAAAUCCGGUGAUGAUUUCACUCAGCUACUCGACGAAGUCUUUUACCAUGCCGUCUUGUUGACCUGCUCCAACGCACCGUUUGACCUUGAGAUCAGCGAAUCGCGUGACCCCGAGAGUGAAUCGGACUCCGAGGCACUUGAGAGCGAUGUGGAGUCGAUCCGACAGCCAAGUCCCACAACCAGUGGCGCUUCUCCCGGGGAUUCAGUGAUGUCCCGGAUAUCCUUCCGCGAAUACCUGCCUCUAUGGAGGUACUUACUGGGACUGCCUUCAGGCUUCAAAAAGGAGAAGCCUUGCAGGAAUCUCGACACCUCGGCACUGGUCUGUCGACUGCUGUUGUCCUCUGUGCUGAGGAUUUUGAAGCGAUUGGAUUUUUCGUACAACACGCCCAACGAGACUGUGGCCGAGGCCGAGCCGCGUGUUAUUGUGAGCAAUCCGCAGGACGUGCUUCUGCCUUCCAACAUUGCUGCAUUCCUCGAACAACUUUUGCCCGAGUGCCCGACCUCCUUUUUCGACAACACCAUUGCUCCCUUUCUACAAUCGUGUCUCGACCUCACUGAAAAGUACCCUUUGCUGAGUGGACUAUACCGUCUCCUCGCGUUGAGCAUUUCAAUUGCCAGGCGCUCUGGAUACUUCACAGACUUGCCAGACGACACCCAGGAGUUAGCUCGCUUGAGGUCGUUCGCGACGUCUCUGCUAGCAAGCCUUCAGACUGCGAAGGGUCUCCUGCCCGAUGACCUCUGCGUUUCCCGGUGUGCGUGCCUCCUCAGCCUGCCUCUCCUGAUCUUCCCGCUCUCCGAAGUUGACUGCCUCUGCUUAAAGCUGGCUCGGGUUGUGGCUUCUACCUCGCUGUUGGUCCGUUUGCAUGGACGAUGCGCUCACUUAGCUGGGACUCUCGUGUGCGCAGUCGAGUCCUGGUUAGCGGAGGUCAAAUCGGACAGGGUGACUCACGCCAUCGUCUUUGCAACUCUUGUACCAGCCUUAGUGGGAAUACUAGAGAUUAGCUACGAUCCCGGCACCACCAGGGAUUAUUCAUUCGCUAAGCCCUUCACUGGCCAAAAAUCGCGCCAUUCUCCGCACAAGGCAAGAUUGCUUCAGACCCUGAGGGCCAUAACAAGGCGACCGAAUGCAAUGACCUUGGACCACCCAAUAGGCGAAGCACAAACCAGACUUAUUCAGAUGAUUGGUCGAAAUGCAUCGCGUCCAAAAUUCCUAACUUCGCUUUCUCGAGAGGAAAGAGAACAAAAUGAAAACUUUUUCGCACCCCUCUUACCUGAUGGUGAUGGCAUUUUUAACAACUUAAAGUUGUCUCUUCCGUUUCCGGAUUUAAAAUCGCAUCUUCGACUUUCGGAUCGUUGUUUAGUUACACAACUGCUUGCCAUUCUUCUCUGGCGCCAAAGAUCUGUCAUUAAUUCAACAAACCAAGUUGUUGCAGGAAUUUCGUGCCAUGCAAGAAUAUGCGCGGCCGAGUAUUUGCACGAAUUUAUCAUUCUUGGUCUGGCCAAUCAACGUACUGUGUCCGAAACCCCUGCUGAUCCACUCAGUAACAGCGACUUAGACUAUUGGUCUCUUCUCUUUCACGUUACCUUCAUUUUAGGGUCCGAUAGUGAUCUGCUGAUUCGACGUCUCUUUAGAUGCCUUGCCUUCCAAUUGGUUCACUGGUUUGCGGGCUAUCCAAUAGCCAGCCGGUGCAUUGCAAAAGUGCUCCAAAAAACGAUUUUACGAAUACUCAGCCUUACCUCACCCGAGGACGACAUCUAUUGUUUCUUAGAUAAAAAUUUUUUAUUACCAGACGCGGUUCGAUUUGAACGUCGUAAACUUGCGGCCGAAUGCCUGCGGCACUACGUGGAGUGGAUGGGUCCUCGGGUUCCUGGUUCUCCAGAUGCCUUUAAACGCUCUUCGUCCGUUUCUAAUUGCCCACCUGUUGAGGAAUUUUUGCAACAGCUUAUUGAAAGACUUUGUCGCGAUCGUGGGUGUCCAAAGGAAGGGGCUUCCUUCGCUUUCACCUACGCAAUUUCCCCUCUACUAAAUGAGCGCACCGAAUUAGCCACCCGCUAUAUCUACCUCUUUAUUGAUGUGUUCACAACUUCUAUUUCACCAGAAUCCAAUCAAAAUUCGACCACAGCGGCUCUAAAGAAAUCGGUGGAACUACUGAUUAGACUGUCGAUGAAAUAUCCAAACAUUAUUUUGUUAGACGAUGAGAACCCAUUGCCUAGAAAGUUGCCGAAGCUGACAAGAGUGUGCGCAGCACCAUCGCACACUACCUUUGUUGAACCUCUCAAACCUCGUGGAUGGGAAUCUGCAUCAGUUUCGUCCUGUGUGGAAUCAUUGCUGCUGGCCUCCCGUGACACUCUUCAUGCAAAUUUAUUUCGGGAACUUAUUCAACAAUUGGCCUCCUCGUUUGCCAGUCGCGUUUGCCCACGUAUUCUUUCAGACAGUGGCCGGAUUAUUUCAAUGUUUGAAUGGGACACUAAUUCGCGCCACGGGUUUGUCCACUGCCUCGAAAGCUACUCCUGGGUUCUUUCCUCCGGUCUGAUGCAGUCCGAAAGUCUCCACGCUGCAAUUCAAGCACCUUCUAGUAAAAUUCUUGCUGCUGUUGGAAAAUACUGCACUGCGCCAAUGAGACCACACAAAGAUUGCUCGCUGGCGACACUCAAUUUCAUCCACAAGGUUCUCACUUCAAGGUCGAGCGCGGAUAUCAGUGUGGUAUUCCACUCUGCUCAUCCACCGUGGGCAUUUAUUGCUCACUGCCUUCUUAGACCACAGGCUGUUGGACUUGAUGAUAAGAACAGUAAACUAAAGGCCUUCAGCCUUUCCAAUAGCUUCGCAGAACUCAUUCAAGCCAUCCUCCUCAUCGCAUCUAGCCUUGGUUACAAGAUAUCAUGUUCCACUGACCUGCUCUCCGACAUAAUCCACCAAUCAGGCAACUGCUUCCUGACCCCAAGCAAUCUCUUAGAGCUAGUGGAUGUCGGUGAAGGAAGUCUGACAUUGUCGACGCACCCCAACGUACUCCUCUCGAUGCUUUCCAAGUUGCUUAAUCCAUAUUCGCGAAAGGCGGAUGCGGCGUCACACGAGCAACGUCCUGGCCAGCUUUGUGACAGCAUAGCCAAUGUAUGGAACAAGCGCGUUGAUCCCCUGCUUGUGCUACCGGGGCUCGACAAAGAAUUGUGUGCCGAUCUACUUGAGACGAUAAUUUCAACGUCCAACUCAGCAAACUGCAAUAAUUACUUUAUUGACGUUCUACUUUUUCAGGAUUUGGAUCGAAACGUCUUUGUUACCAGCUACUUGAACCUGCUUGGUACCGAGUCACCAAGUUCCACUUUGAAGAUGAAAUUACUUGACAUGCUGGCCUUCUUCCUGCAACUCGAGGUCAUUCCAGCGAACUACGCUCUGACCAAUGACCGGAGAGCCGAGAUUGUCAAGGCCGUCUGCUUCCUUCUCGCCUCCACUCUUCCCACGGAUCGAGAAGAAGUUGCUGGUUCACCGAAAAAACUUGCCGACUGCACCGCUAUGCUACGAUCGAUUCUCUCGCUGGUCGAGACAACGGGUUGCGCCGACGCCGUCCACAUCGCAUCAACCGUCUUUUGCCGUCGUGAGAACCACUUCAUGGACGAAGACCUCGAUGGGAGUUUGAAGGCGGCGAUGACCAGGCAAGUGCUGGCAUGCCACGACCACGCAUCUGCCCAAUUCUGGUUGCGACCAGCGGCUCAAGAAAAGCUGCUUUCAUCGGCCGUGGAGGCAUUUGAUGUGGCCACAAGAACCGCUCAUUCAUCCAUCGGCUCCGUUAAGCUCUGGCAUAACUACUUCAAUAAGGUACUUCGACCCCUUCUCCUGUCUGUGGGCGCGAGCGCUCUUGAGAGAUUCGCUGUCCGCAACGUCAGCAAGUGCAUUGAAUGCCUGGAGUGCAGCCUGGACUGUCCGAACACCGCGACGCAGUGGCUCUGGGGCGUGCUGACUCAGACGGUCAUCCUAUCGAUCUUUACAGUGCUCUACAACAGAUUGUCGAAGACAAUUCUCCACGGAAUGGUACCUGACGGUGUUGGAUCCGUAUUGAGGGCUUUUCUGGGUCCGCACAAAACCGACGGACCCGGUCUUUCUCAAGUCAAGGGAACAGAAUUGACAGCCUGCUUGAUUAGGAAGGCCCACAUCAUCCUCCAGGAUACUCUACAGUCCCGAACUCUUGUCCACCUUCACCACGACGCCGAGAUGAUGGCGUGCGCCGACACGCUGCGACGUGGACUUUGGGCGGCUGGUCUGUCCUGCCUCGUGGCCGCUGUGAGCGCGACCCAGAUCUCCGAGAAAUUCUACAACUACGUCCUCAUCCCCGACCUCCUUCCUCGCCUCCUUCCGGACUCCGUGGAAUUGAGAUUUCCCAGAACAAGGUCUGGAAAAUACAAAUCGGCUUUCGUCGAGCUGCGAGAGGAGUUUUGGCUGCCCUCGGAAAGGGAGCCCGGUUUCGGUAGUGCAAACUCUGACUCACCACGAAGGCAGCAGGCGUUCUCCAGUGGAACGUCGACUCAACGACGGACGAGCAGUGACCUCCUUCAGACAAGCAGUUUCUCCGUUGAGAUAAAUCGUUUCAGAAGGACUUCGGGAACUCAGACAAAGGAGGUUCGAAUGGGUGCCGUGGGUAGAGCUAGUUCGGCCUGGACAUUUUUCGGACUAUCUAUGAUUAGUUCCGCCUUCACUUUCCUCAAACUUCAGAUUAUGCAGGCAACGAAUGCGGUGAAGGAAUUCGUCAAACCCAUCAGUCCAUCGAAAUCAGCAGCUGCUGUGGCAGACACGAUCCAGGAACCGGAACCGCUGAAUGUCCACGUUAACCUGGAGGUUGACUGUCUCAACACAACUUCUCCGAUGGUGUGUUUCGUCAGCCUCCUGAAGCACAUGCACCACCGAGGAAUAUUUAAGACCGUGCCUAGUAAAAAGGGAGUGACGUGUGAUGAUAUGCCUGCGAUUAUGCGUUACUUCUAUGAUCACUUCACCUCCUCCGCCACCAACGACAAUGUUCGCGCCUUCAUUGCAAAACUUGUAAUCAAUUGUACCGAGGUGUUCAAGCCGUUUGCAAGGCUCUGGCUCCCCGUCUUGUUGGCCUUCGUCACAUCCGGAGCAGACGUUCUGAAGGCGUCCGCCAGUUUGUCCUCGCUCGCCGUCGACAUUUGUCUGCUUCUGGGCGAGUGGGGUGAGUCGGGCGACGCCGCGCCCCACUCGCACGCCGCCAAGGCUACGGCCCGCGCUCUGCUCGCCGCCCUGCUGCACUCCGGCGACGCCCACCCACACCCCUCCAUGUCGAGGCUCAGCCUCGAGCUGUUCGACCUGCUUGUUGGCGCGUGGCUGCCCGCAGGCGUGCCGAUUCCCUACCGUGAGCUGUUAGCAGAGCUCCAAGUUCGUCAGGAUUACAAGCAAACGGCGUUCAAGUUCCACCUGUUCAAAGCCGUUCUUUCUUCUUGUGACAAGUUUAACCCCAUGGAUGAUAAUCUGGACGUUGCACAUUUCGCAAAUCUUAUCCUCAAGCAUAUGCACCAAAGCCAGAAGACGUUGGUAGUUGUUGUCUGGGAGUGUGCUGGCCUUCUCAUCUCAAAGUGUGCUGCACCCUCAGAGGCAUUUGACGAUGAAGGGAUCGAAGUUUUAAGAAGCAAUGGAAUCGAUAUCCUUCCCCUAUCCCGUUUCCCGCCAGCCAUCCAUCCACUGGUGGCUGAGUUGUGGUCUCGGGUCCACAAUUUGAACCCUGCUCAUCGAUGCACCCGACCUUCAGAUGCACCAAUCACAGUGAUGAUUGAGGCAGCCUGUGCGGCUGCGUCCUAUUGGUCCGCACUUGGCUUGCAUCUGACCAACUCGCUUCUUAUAGCUGGCAUCCCUGAUGACAUCGAACCAGCUCUGUUUUCGCAUUGCCUUCGAAUGUUCGCGAAACUGACGCAUGAUUUGACAGAGGGCAAAUUUCCCCGUCACGUCGGAGAAUCUACAAAGGUGGAGAUUUUCACUAAAAUGGCAAAUUCAAAUUUACUGGACCAAAUUAGACGGGGAACGGCCGCUGUGCUAUUCACCGGAACACUGCUGAUCCUGCGACUGGUGCAGUUUGCAAUGACCGCUGCUUCGUCAGAGAACUUCGCUACAGAAAAAUAUCAUCAUCUAAUUCUGCAGCUGGUCCAAACUUUGGUGGCUGCUCUCUUAAGACCAAAUGCAACACCAGAUUCGAGGCGCGUCGCUUACAGGACUUUCGUCACGGCACUCAAUGUAUCCACUGGACCUCUGGAAAAGGCCAUUAAGGACCUUUGCAGUCUGGGCUUGGCGUAUGGGCUGUGCGGUGAAGAGGACGCGAAACUUCGACGUCUGGUUCGGCGUCACAUGUCGCAGCACUGCCUCAACGCGACACUCCAGGGCCUCCCCAAGUCGUCGUCUCGUUGCAUCUCAGCUUUGGCGUUGCUUAGCAGCGGUCGUCACGGUAACCUGGCUGACCGCCCUCUUCUGAAAAGAAUUAUGCCACGACUGUUGUCCUCGAGCUUAGAGAUUAUUCUGGAGCCAGCCGUCAAGUCGGUGGAUUUCCGGUAUCCCAUCUAUCAAAAUCCGCUGGAUCCCCACUAUCCUUUCAUGCAACCAAAGCAAGUUAAUCGCAACGUGAAUGUCAUCGUUGUCUUUUUCUUUGAUGUCAGUUCUGUCCAAGUAGCUGCCCCGCCGUUCUACUCGAUGCUGGAUCCAGUGGUGAUGAGUGGGAUUCACCAAAUUUGGAUGACUCAAUCAGAAGCCUCGAAUGCCGCCCUCGCCGGAACCGCAACCCUGUCGUUUCCAGAGGGCACGACAUCCGACACCCAACUCAUGGCAACUCAGGCACCUCCGUCUUCUUCUUCUUCUUACUCCUCGUCGUCAUUCUCACACACUAACGCCGACACCUCCUUCUCUGGCGUCGAUCAGGCUGCAUUUGCUGUUCCUAAGGUCCAAUCGAGCAGAAACGCAAGGCGGACAGAAAUAUUGAAGGAGAAAAAGGUGAUUGGCUGGUCGAUUUUCUAUUGCGAAACGCACAACUUCGUAAGUCAGGUGGACUGGCGAAAGUGUGUUAGUCGACUCUCUCGAGCAGAUGAACUUCGUCAGAAGUUGGUUUUCGCUGCAACAAUCACAACUGAGGCUCCUGCGGCAGCUCCUGGUGCUACCCAACCCGACGCGGCUAUGCGUGGUUUUUACCGACAGCGCAGCAUACACCGCCAGCGUGCUGAAUUCAACCUCAUCGCCGGUGACACCACGACGCUCUUCCACUCCGACUGCGUCGGACCGGCGACCGCCCACCUCUGCUGUCGCCACCGCCCCGGUGCCCUUCCCGACGUCCAAGCCCUCCGACCUGAGGGCUUCGUCAAGCCGCUCUUCCAACUCGCCGCCAGCGGCUGUGGUCCGGUCAUUCUGACACUCGUCUUAGAGUCUCUUCUCGACUCACCGCAUACCGCACGGCGCGCGUCCUUUCUGAGAGGCUUGGGAGGCGCCUUGGCGGGACUAAUGGCGAGUGGACAGGCCUCGAUCGUGCCCCUCUGUCUAUCCCUCGUGUGGUAUUUGAGCGGCGUAAGUGGUGAAAUUCUCUGCCUAGCUCCAGAACCCUCUUUGAUUGUUGCAAGUGCUACCUCGACAGGAAGAGUUGCAGCGGGUAUUCUCUUGCUAGAGGAACUAUUGUGUGUCUCCGCCUCUGGAAGACCCAACGGUAGCCGCCAAUUGUCGCUGUGUACACCUUGGACUGCAAGCCGACGCCGUAUCUACCCGCUUUCCUUUCCCUCGUUCGUUCUCCCUGAUGUGCAGAUCGACCUGUUGUCUACCGAAGGGAUAUCAGAACCGUCGUCUUCUUCGACUUGUUGGUGGCAGCUCACUCGGCUCUACAUUGCUGCCCAACGAGGUGAUGAAAUCCUCGGGUGGUUGUGCGAUCGGUGGGCAGGAAAUCCAAAGACUCCGCACUGGCAAAAAUCCGUCCUUGAAUGCGUCGGCGAGGCUCUCCUUGCAGAGGACUUCGGCGAUUACGAAGGCGCCUUCUCGGAGCUGUCAGAGGCCUUUUUAUCCCUGGACUUAUUCGGUCCAAUUUUCUUCCUGAAGUUGAUUACAACCUAUCCAAAUGAUGACGAGGCUCAGGCCAACUCCGAUGACAACGCCUGGGCUACUUGCCCCAGCGGCUUGAACGCUGAACUGCGCCUGGUUUGCAGAGAGGAGCUUCUUCAAUGCCUCCAGAAACUGGGUUCGUGGCAGGAUUUGGACCAAGUAGCCACGACUACGGCCAUUUCACUCGCUCCAGAGCCUGAAGACGCAUGUGUCCGAGAACCAUCAACUUCCAACGCAACCAUCUGCGAGUUUGAUUCCCUGUGGAUGGAGCCUUAUGCAAUGGAGAGUGUUCUUCCCUUAGUCAUCAGCUCCCGUCUACAGGCAUGUUUGUGCGCUGAAAUCAACAAGGCGGUUGAAUCGCGGGCCUCGGCUGGAAUGACCGAAUUGGAGAGAUUUCGUCAGGUGAUGGAUUCGGGUCUGCGCUCCACAUCAGACCUGUUUGAGUCCAAAUUCGCCUACGAGUUGACCAUGCUGAGCGUCCUUGAAUCUGACUGGGAUCGCGCGCAACUCCGCUGCAGCACAGCGUUCAAAACCCUCGCACAGACUUGGUCAUCUCUGGAGGAUUCCUACAUUCGCCUAGAGAAGGCGCAGUUGCUUACAGAAGUCAAGGAAUUUGUCGAAAUUACGUCUGGAACAUUGAAUGCUGUUUCUUCAAUGGACCUACUCCACAAGUGGUACGAACGCUGUAUAGAGUCUGACCCAAGCGAAGAACUGACCACAUGCCGCCUAUUCCUUCUGUCGAAAUUGGCGGGCAUGGAUUGUUUAUCCAUUCAGCAACAUUUGGUACCUGCAGUUGUGGACUUGGGCCUGGCUGGUGCUAAUGCUUGUUUGCGAACCGGGAACUCACCUCGAUCAAUCAAUCAACUCAACCAACUUCGCAGACUAACCAACGCUUGCAGCCAAUCUGGCAGCGACAAUGGAUAUCGCCAACUUGCGUGGUGUAAUGCGUUCUCGCGCGCCUGGAAAUCUGUUCACACGCUGACUUCAGUCCUCUACUGCAGUACGGGAAGGGCGACCGCACGUUUUGACUUGGAAAAUGGAUUGUCUCGGUGCCUUUCUUUAAGUUCUCGAUGUAUCGAGACGUAUGAAGGUCUUCGACAGCCACCGUCAUUCUGCGAUGCAGAUGUGGCUGUCAUUCAAUUCUCUCACGCCAUCUCAAUCGCUCAAAUCCUCUCGUCUCUCGAUGAUCUUCAGAAGAGUGGUCGCCUCAGCGACGCGGGUUCCAAGCACCUGAACGCCUCCCUCCUGCCUGCGCUGAAGGCACGGUUUUCGCGGAUCCAAGGACUGGAGGUCAGUGACGAAGAUUUUCUGCAGUCAAGCGCUCUUGCCUUUUUCAAACGUUGCCUUGAACUGGCUCGAUGUGUUAUGGAGAACACGAAAGCUAUCCCAUCGUCAGCUGAACAGAAACUGUGUCGCCGCAACCUCCUUGUCUAUACACCCGAGGACGCCCUGCUUGAAGUAGCGAACUUCUGCAACGCCCAUAUGAUUCCUGGCAUUCGUUCAGACGCCUACGCUCACGCAUUCGUCAGUGCAGUCCUAACCGCAAUGUACUUGGGUUCUGAUGGUGGUUCCAUUCGAUUCUCAAGAGCCCUUCAGAUCACGACCUCUUGUGCCAAGUUUCGCCAGCAUAGUGACGCCAGUACCCUUGGUGAUCUGUUUCGCGAAAUGACAAAAGACCUACCCGUGUGGAUGUUCCUACAGUGGUCCGACUGCCUCCUGAAUGCCCUCGUCAACGGAGCCUCGGAACUGGUGGCGGACAUUCUCCGAAGGGUGGCUUGCCUCUUCCCUCAGGCACUCUCCUUCCCCUUUCGCGUACGUCUCACUUCCGUUUGGGAUUGGUCGCCAGACAGUCGCCCCUUGGUUGAUCGAUUUAUCACUAACCUCAGGUCCAAUGGCAAUGGAGACGCUGUAGUGAUUGUCACUGAGCUGGAGCAGAUGCUGGCGAAGCAAACCCACCUGAACCGGUUCCUGGAUGAGUUGGAAAACCUGAAUGACCCCGAUCUGGUAUUUAAGGAUUGGGUCGACAAUUACGCUAGACAAGCUGUUCUCUCGGAAGCCACCAGUCGCGCGGACCUCGUAGCUUCUUGCCGCAACCUCCUCAGCCGUGGAUUUCUUCGUCUACAUCCGGAUGAUAUUGCCAGCGGUAGAAUUCAUCUGCUUCCCCCUUUACUACACUCUAAUCAUCCUUCACAUGAAUACUUACCUGUCUACGUUGUAGGCGGCCACACGUCCAAUCUUGCCGUCGACACUGAGCGAUCUCGAGCAGCACAAUGUCUCGCGGGGCUAAUUCAAUCCGAAUUUGGCCAUGAUUGCGGACUGCUUUUGAGAUUCAACCGAAGUGAUUUUGACUUGGCUGUCCAAAAAAUCACGACCCGCUACGCGAGCGCCGCUCCAAGCACCUCGAAGGUGGAGCACUUUUCCCGAUGGCUGGCCGAUUUCUCACCGGACGGACUGGGCGUGGUUGAAAUGCCGGGACACGCGUCCACCUCCACCAGCUGGUCUUCCACGAGGACGCCCGUUGCGACAAUUGAGCGGAUAGAUCCACGCGUUGAGGUGCUCUCAAGCCUGCGAAGACCGAAAUUGCUGAGGUUUCUUGGGAGCGAUGGAGUGUGGCGAAGGUGGUUGGUCAAGGGGGGUGAGGAUCUACGACAAGACGCCAACGUCCAGCGUCUCAUCCGCUUUGCCAACCAUGCUCUCUCCAUCAACCAACCAGCUCGAGACGGCCAUCUUCGCACAUACUCCGUUGUGCCCAUGACCAUCUCGCUGGGUCUCAUUCAGUGGGUUCCCUGCACGACAACCCUCCUCUCCUUCUGCAUGAAUGCCAUGACUGCGGAAGAACAAAAGCGUUUCACCACAGAGACGAAAGCGUUCGCGGCCGACCUGUCCAAUCGCGGUUACCGCAUGGAGGCUCCUUGGGGCUCGGACUCCAGCGCCGUAGUCUCGCGUUUCGUCAACAUCGAGCGUCUUGUCUUUUCCAUGCGACUGUUGCGACGCGGGCUCAAAAAGUUACUAGCCACUUCUCCCGAAAGUUUCGCUAGUCUACGACAGCGUCUCAUCACCAGCCAUGCUGCGCUGUGUGCAGUCCACUUCGUUCUCGGGGUUGGAGACCGUCAUUUGGGAAAUUUCCUCCUCGACAAAACCUCGGGUGACCUGAUUGGAAUCGAUUUCGGCUACGCGUUUGGUGUGACCUUGGCGCUUCCGGUGCCCGAGUACGUGCCGAUGCGACUGACAUCGAGCAUCCGGGAGUUGCUCGAGCCGUCGGGACCCGCAGGUUCGUUCGGUUCGACACUCUCUCGAACGCUGACCACGCUUCGAUACCACUCGAACCUCAUUCUUCCUGCGCUUCAGACGUUUAUUGAAGAAAACUGCACCUUGAACUGGUCUGCCUAUGGUCAGAUAUUUGGCCAAUCAGGCGAGGACUUUCAGCGCUCUCGUUUGACCUUGAUAAAACGCAAGCUCAUUGGUUUCUGCCCCACAGAGCUGCUGAUUGAGGACUUGCGACUUCGAUUCGGCUCGCAGACGUGGUUCAAUUUUGUAGAAUCCGUUGUCAGGGAGACGGUUGCCGGUAGAGAGCAAAGCCAAGGAGUUCUUUCGCCAAUUGAGCAGGCUCGCAGACUCGUCUGUCUCAGCUCCUGUCCUGAACUGCUCUCGAGGAUGCAUGCGUCAUGGAAUUCGUGUCUAUAA
Mesocestoides corti is the source of this 12009-nucleotide messenger RNA. Lineage: Eukaryota; Metazoa; Platyhelminthes; Cestoda; Cyclophyllidea; Mesocestoididae. The record is from the annotation of a GenBank genome assembly.